Carica papaya (papaya) is the source of this 1932-nucleotide messenger RNA. RefSeq names its product Protein kinase superfamily protein (gene RIPK). Gene Ontology annotation, molecular function: ATP binding; protein kinase activity. The record is from RefSeq and is a predicted model, not a curated record. NCBI's taxonomy places the organism in Eukaryota, Viridiplantae, Streptophyta, Magnoliopsida, Brassicales, Caricaceae. Gene Ontology annotation, biological process: protein phosphorylation.
AUCUCAAGAGCAGUUGGGUUGAUUUGAAAAAUCCAUUCAUCUCCUCAUCAUAAUAUAUAUAUAUAUAUAUAUAUCUCUCCCUUUCCGGGUACCCAUACAAUUCCUUCCUCUAAAAGCUUUUACCAACAACUCUAAUACAUACUUUUAUUUCAUUACACUAUUCAAUAUUCAAGAAUCAUCUUAUCAUACAUACAUAUCCAUCCAUCUCCGAUUUAAGUUCUAACAAGGAGCUGCAAUGACUCAGUUGAAGAAAACAACGUGGAGAUCAAUAUUUCUUCCAAGCUGUUACAAGGUUCAUGAUGAGGAGAUCCACGACCCACCACCAAAGUCUAAGAAGGAGGUGACAAAGCAGAGUUCAUUUCAGAGGAUUUCCAUUUUGGAUCUGAGUAAUCCAGGCUCCACCACCUUAUCUGAAGAUCUCUCUCACUCUCUUGCCGGUUCUAAUCUUCACGUUUUCACGCACGCCGAGUUAAAACUCAUAACCCAGAAUUUCUCUUCCAGUAAUUUUCUCGGCGAAGGUGGGUUCGGUCCGGUGCACAAGGGCUUCAUCGACGAUAAGCUCAGGCCAGGCCUCGACGCUCAGCCCGUUGCAGUCAAGUUAUUGGACCUGGAGGGUCUGCAAGGACAUAAGGAAUGGCUGACUGAAGUAAUCUUUCUUGGGCAAUUGAGGCACCCGCAUCUUGUGAAGCUCAUUGGGUAUUGCUGCGAAGAAGAGCACAGGCUUCUGGCAUAUGAAUAUAUGCCACGAGGCAGUUUAGAGAAUCAGCUUUUUAGAAGAUUUUCGGUAUCAUUACCAUGGUCCACCAGAAUGAAAAUUGCUUAUGGAGCAGCACAAGGGCUUGCCUUUCUCCACGAGGCAGAAAAGCCUGUCAUCUACCGCGAUUUCAAGGCUUCUAAUAUUUUGUUAGACUCGGAUUAUACAGCGAAACUUUCAGAUUUCGGACUGGCAAAGGAUGGGCCUGAGGGAGAUGACACUCAUGUUUCAACACGAGUUAUGGGAACACAAGGCUACGCUGCGCCUGAGUAUGUAAUGACAGGUCACUUAACCGCAAUGAGCGAUGUGUACAGCUUUGGAGUAGUCCUAUUAGAGUUGCUAACAGGGAGAAGGUCAAUGGACAAGGGGCGUCCCCAAAGAGAACAAAACCUGGUAGAGUGGGCAAGGCCGAUGUUGAAUGAUGCCAGGAAGUUGGGAAGAAUAAUGGACCCUAGGCUUGAAGGACAGUACUCUGAAAGUGGGGCUAGAAAGGCAGCUGCAUUGGCUUAUCAAUGUCUGAGUUACAGACCCAAGCAGAGGCCAACAAUGAGCAGUGUGGUCAAAAUCCUUGAGCCACUCAAGGACUAUGUUGACAUCCCCAUAGGAACCUUUGUUUACACAGUUCCGGCAGAUCAACCUGCUGAGGAUCCGAAGGAAACUGAACACAAAAAAGAAACCAGCAAGAAAGACAAUUCUUCCCACCACCACCAGCAUCACCAUAACCAUAAGCUUCAUAAUCAGCAAUUCAAAUCGCCUAAUAGGUCUCCUCUUCACCCACGAGCAGCCGCUCGCCAUCAGCAUGGUUCUCACUCUCCCUUGCACCACAAUCACAAGGAUUGAUGCAUACAUACAUGCAUAUCAAGUAUAUAUCACACUGUAAAUAUAAGUUUUACUGUUAGAUAGAGUUCAAGGCCGGGGUUUGCAUUAUAGGUCUAUGGUUUUUUUGUUUUUUUUCAAAUCUUUAAAAUCUAAGGAUGAAAUAUUCACUUGGGAUUUUGGUACUUUGGAAUUAUACAGCAACUUUUUUGUCUUUGAAUUUGUACAAGUAGAGGCAGACCAAAACUUUAGAAUUUUAUUUUUUAAUGGGAGCCAAUGUAGAAGAUAGAUCAAACAACCACAUUCACCAACUACAGAUAUGUCUUGUCAAAAGAAUAUAAACAAUUUGCCUCUACAUUCAA